AUGGAUAUCGAAUCCGGAAGUUACCAAAACAUCGCCAAGAAGGAAUCAUGGAGAACAGUGUUGACAUUAGCGUUUCAGAGCUUAGGAGUCGUCUAUGGAGAUUUGAGCAUUUCUCCGUUAUACGUCUACAAGAGCACAUUCGCCGAAGACAUUCACCACUCGGAGACAAACGAAGAGAUCUUCGGCGUCUUGUCAUUCAUCUUCUGGACGAUCACGCUCGUCCCUCUCUUCAAAUACGUCUUCAUCGUCCUCAGAGCUGACGACAACGGCGAAGGAGGCACUUUCGCUCUCUACUCCCUCCUCUGUCGACACGCCCGAGUCAACUCGCUCCCGAGUUGCCAGCUGGCCGACGAGCAGCUCAUCGAGUACAAAACCGACUCGUUCGGUUCUUCGUCGUCGUCUUCGUCAAUGAUUCCUCAGUCGGGUUUCGCGGCUGGUCUGAAAUCGACGCUUGAGAAACAUAGAGUCUUGCAGAAGAUCUUGCUUGUUCUUGCUUUGAUUGGGACUUGUAUGGUGAUUGGUGAUGGUGUUCUUACUCCUGCAAUUUCAGUUUUCUCUGCAGUCUCUGGUGUUGAGCUUUCAAUGUCUAAGGAGCAUCACAAGUACAUAGAAGUCCCUGCCGCUUGCAUAAUCCUGAUAGGUUUGUUCGCUCUCCAGCACUACGGCACACACAGAGUCGGCUUCUUGUUCGCACCUAUAAUCCUCCUGUGGCUACUCUGCAUCAGCUCCAUCGGUCUCUACAACAUCCUCCACUGGAACCCACACGUGUACCAAGCUCUCUCCCCUGUUUACAUGUACAAGUUCCUCAAGAAAACUCAAAGCAGAGGAUGGAUGUCUCUCGGCGGUAUCUUGCUCUGCAUCACAGGCUCCGAAGCAAUGUUCGCCGAUCUCGGCCACUUCUCUCAGCUCUCAAUCAAAAUCGCCUUCACAUCACUCGUGUACCCUUCCUUAAUACUCGCUUACAUGGGACAAGCGGCUUAUCUAUCGCAGCACCACGUCAUCGAAAGCGAAUACCGGAUAGGGUUUUAUGUAUCUGUACCGGAGAAGCUUCGAUGGCCGGUUCUCGUCAUCGCUAUACUCGCUGCUGUAGUCGGAAGCCAAGCCAUCAUCACCGGAACGUUCUCCAUCAUCAAACAGUGCUCUGCUUUGGGAUGCUUCCCGAAAGUGAAGAUCGUUCACACGUCGUCGAAAAUCCACGGUCAGAUUUACAUCCCUGAGAUCAACUGGAUCUUGAUGAUCCUCUGUUUAGCUGUCACCAUCGGUUUCAGAGACACCAAGCGGUUAGGCAACGCCUCAGGUUUGGCGGUUAUAACGGUUAUGCUGGUGACGACGUGUCUAAUGUCACUAGUGAUAGUACUCUGCUGGCACAAGAGCGUCUUCUUCGCGAUCGCGUUCGUUGUGUUCUUCGGCACGAUCGAAUCUCUCUACUUCUCUGCUUCGCUGAUCAAGUUCCUCGAAGGCGCGUGGGUCCCGAUCGCGCUCUCGCUCUGUUUCCUGGCCGCGAUGUGCACGUGGCACUACGGGACGCUCAAGCGGUACGAGUACGACGUGCAGAACAAAGUCUCGGUGACCUGGCUCCUCAGCCUCGGCCAGACGCUCGGUAUUAAACGAGUCCGAGGCAUCGGACUCAUUCAUACCGAGCUGGUCUCCGGCGUUCCGGCGAUCUUUUCUCAUUUUGUAACUAACUUACCGGCUUUUCACCAGGUUCUUGUUUUCCUUUGUGUCAAAUCUGUUCCGGUCCCGCAUGUCCGACCCGAGGAACGGUUUUUAGUCGGACGGAUGGGACCGAAACAGUUCCGGAUGUACCGGUGCAUUGUCCGGUACGGUUACCGGGACGUCCACAAAGACGACAUCGAGUUUGAAGGCGAUCUUGUUUGUAGCAUCGCCGAGUUUAUCCGUUCCGAAGCUGCAACCGCCGUCACCGCCGCCGCGGAGACCAACGGAGAGGAGGAGGAUGAAAGAAUGUCGGUCGUCGGGACUUGUUCGACGUACAUGCAAGGGAUUGAGGAUCAGGACGACGACCCGGAUAAGCCCGGGACGUCGGAGAUUCGGUCACCGAAGCCGCUGAAGAAGAAGAAGAGUAAGGUGAAAAAGAAAGUGAGGUUUGUUGUGCCGGAGACUCCGAAGAUAGAGAAGGAGACGAGGGAGGAGUUGAUGGAGCUAGCGGAGGCGCGUGAAGGAGGCGUGGCUUAUAUAAUGGGGAACGCGUAUAUGAAGGCGAAGCAUGGAUCAGGAUUGGUGAAGAGAGUCGCCAUUAACGUUGGAUACGAGUUUCUUAGGAGGAACACUAGAGGUCCGAGAACCGCACUUACGUCGCCGCAUGCGUCUACGUUAGAAGUCGGUAUGAUCUACCAUGUCUAG
Molecule: messenger RNA, 2361 nt
Organism: Microthlaspi erraticum
Lineage: Eukaryota; Viridiplantae; Streptophyta; Magnoliopsida; Brassicales; Brassicaceae
Source: the annotation of a GenBank genome assembly